AUGAGUCAAACAUCGAUGUGUAGCAGUACUAACUCUGAAUAUCGAACACCACAAGCUACACUUCGAAACAGUGGCCAGAUGAUGACAGCGCCGAGUCCUUCACCCAGUCGAGUCACUCUGCCCGAGGCAGCAGCCGCAUCCUCUGCAACGGCCUUGGAAUACGGAACGCUUAGGCGAUUUCCACCAAGUGUUGUGAAAACGAAUAUGGCCGAAGGACAAGAGUAA
This is a messenger RNA of Anisakis simplex (herring worm), 225 nucleotides long. The record is from the annotation of a GenBank genome assembly. Lineage: Eukaryota; Metazoa; Nematoda; Chromadorea; Rhabditida; Anisakidae.